Messenger RNA from Phyllostomus hastatus (greater spear-nosed bat), 4906 nucleotides. It is a transcript of the gene NUP133, whose product is annotated as nucleoporin 133. Gene Ontology annotation, molecular function: protein binding; structural constituent of nuclear pore. Lineage: Eukaryota; Metazoa; Chordata; Mammalia; Chiroptera; Phyllostomidae. Gene Ontology annotation, cellular component: nuclear pore outer ring. The transcript has 26 exons. The record is from RefSeq and is a predicted model, not a curated record. Gene Ontology annotation, biological process: transcription-dependent tethering of RNA polymerase II gene DNA at nuclear periphery; protein import into nucleus; poly(A)+ mRNA export from nucleus. The coding region runs from base 86 to 3550 and encodes 1154 amino acids.
CUUGGGUGUUCAAGCUCCGCGCGCUGCCCGUGUUGCAGCCACACGACCGGAGCUUAGGCGCUUUCAGUAUCCUUUCCUUUCCGUCAUGUUCUCGGCCGUCUCCUCUCCGCGGACGCCGGGGCCUGGAACCCGAAGGGGCCCGAUGAGCGGGGUCGGGCCGGGCUCCACGCCGCGGGCGACGAGUAGGAAGGGUCUAGCCCUGGGGUCUACAGUCGGCUCCCCGGUGGUGUUCUCUCCGGUCGGUCGGCGUAGUUCUCUGAGUUCGCGAGGAACACCUACGCGAACGUUGCCACAUCACUCCGUAACUGAAGCUAUGAACUAUGACGUGAAAACGCUUGGAUUAUUUCUUCCUGUUACAAUUAUGGAAGCAUUAAAUAAAGAGGGUGAUCAGCUGACUGUUCACAUAGAUGAAGGCGGAUGGGCUUGUCUGGUCUGCAAAGACAGACUCAUUAUUUGGAAGAUGGCUGUGUCACCUAUUUCUAAGUUAGCCGUUUGCAAAGAACUUCAGCUGCCACCCAGCGAUUUCCACUGGACUGCUGACUUGGUGGCUCUCUCCUACUCUGAUCCCUCAGGGGAAGCACAUUCUACUCAGUCUGUUGCGGUCAUGGUUGCCACCAGAGAGGGAUCCGUUCGCUUCUGGCCCAGUCUUGCUGGCGAGGACACCUACACAGAGACUUCUGUAGAUUUGGGAGGCGAUAAGAUGUACAAUUUCCUGACAGCAGUGCAGGGAGGAAGUUUUAUUUUGUCCUCAACGGGAAGCCAGCUGAUCCGGCUGACGCCUGACAGCUUGGGCAAGAUCCAUCAGCGCAUCCUGCCUCAGGGGCAGGGCGUGCUUUCGGGGAUUGGUCGGAAGGUUUCUUCUCUUUUGGGGAUUUUGUCUCCGAGCAGUGACCUCAUGCUUUCAAGUGUCCUUUGGGACAGAGAGAGAUCGAGCUUUUACAGCCUGACAAGUUCAAACAUCAAUAAAUGGGAAGUAGAUGAGUCUUCAGAAAAACAAGUGCAUAGCUGGGAUAUAAAUAGAACCCUGAAGGAAAACAUUACUGAUGCCAUUUGGGGAUCUGAAAGUAACUAUGAAGGCAUUAAAGAAGGCGUCAACAUUCGAUACUUGGAUUUGAAGCAAAACUGUGAUGGGCUCCUGGUUCUGGCGGCAGCGUGGCACCCAGCAGACAGCCCGUGUCUGGUCUACUACUCUCUGGUGACAGUCGAGGAUAACGGCCACCAAAUGUCGGACGCAGUCACUGUAGAAGUCACGCAGUAUAACCCGCCUUUUCAGUCCGAAGAGGCGCUCGCGUGUCGGUUGAUGGUCCCCGACUUCUCGAACCAGACCGCCUACCUGUACAGUGGGACUGCCGUCUUCGUGUGCUCCACGGGGACUGGGAGGUUUUCUCCGCCGCAGGAGAAAAUUGUCUUCAGUACACCAGGGGAUCGUAUUUUAGGAGCUGGCUCCUGUGGCGGCAUUCCCAUCCUUUUUUCUAAGAAGAGUGGGCUGGUGUCUGUGACUCCCAGGGAAAAUGUGUCCGUGCUAGCAGAGGACCUUGAGGAUUCCUUAGCCUCUUCAAUUGCUGGACCGAGCAAUGAGAGUGUGGUGUUUGAGACCUCCACGAAGAAUGAGCCCAUGGCCCAGGAAGAUAAAACCCGGCUGCUGAAAGCUGCUUUUCUGCAGUACUGCAGAAAGGAUCUCGGUCACGCACAAGUGAUGGUGGACGAACUGUUUUCCUCCCACUCGGAUCUGGGUUCCGACUGCGAGCUGGACGGAGCCGUCGCCCAGAUCAGCGUGGACCUGGUGGACGACUACCCAGCCUCCGACCCGCGGUGGGCCGAGUCUGUCCCCGAGGAAGCACCAGGGUUUAGCAACACGUCACUGAUUAUUCUUCACCAGCUGGAAGACAAGAUGAAAGCUCAUUCUUUCCUCAUGGACUUCAUUCACCAAGUGGGCUUGUUUGGGCGUCUGCGCACCUUCCCGGUGAGAGGCGUGCCCAUGGCGACUCGGCUGCUGCUCUGCGAGCACGCGGAAAAGUUGUCAGCAGCGGUUGUGCUGAAGAACCACCACUCGCGGCUGCCCGACCUCGUGAACACCGCCAUCCUGAUUGCCCUGAACAAACGGGACUGCGACAUCCCAUCCAGCCUGACGCCGGCGGACAUCUUUUUCAGAGAGGUGUCGCAGGUGGACACCAUCUGCGAGUGUCUGCUGGAGCACGAGGAGCAGGUGCUGAAGGACACGUCUUUGGAGUCGGCGGAGUGGGCGGAGGUGGUGAUCAACGUGAACACGAUUCUCAAGGACAUGCUGCAAGCUGCUAGUCACUAUCGACAAAACAGAAACUCGGUGUAUAGAAGAGAGGAACCACUAGGAAAAGAACCUGAAUAUAUUCCAUGGACAGCAACGAGUGGUCCUGCCGGCAUCCGAACGGCAAUCACGCGCCAGCAUGAGAUCGUGCUGAAAAUGGUGUACCCCCAAGCAGACAGCAAACUCCGCAACAUCCUGACGGAGCAGCUGGUCUCGCUGAUCGAUUGCUUCCUGGACGGUUACACUUGUCAGCUGAAGUCCCUGGACAGAUCCAGUGAUCAGGAGAGAUACAGCAACCUGGAAGUUGAAUACGCACAGAGGAGAUCAGAGCUCUUGUCUCCUCUCCUCACACUGGGCCAGUACUCGUGGGCGGCUUCGCUGGCGGAGAAGUACUGUGACUUUGACAUCUUGGUGCAGAUGUGCGAGCUGACCGACAACCAGAGCAGGCUGCAGCGCUACAUGACCCAGUUUGCGGACCAGAAUUUUUCAGACUUUCUCUUCCGUUGGUAUCUGGAGAAAGGGAAGAGAGGCAAGUUACUGUCUCAGCCCAUUGCUCAGCACGGCCAGUUGGCGGACUUUCUGCAAGCCCAUGAACAUCUCAGCUGGUUACAUGAAAUCAACAGCCAAGAAUUAGAAAAGGCCCACGCGACACUUCUGGGCUUGGCGAACUCGGAAACUCGCUACUUUGCAAAGAAGAAAACCCUUCUCGGCUUGAGUAAACUGGCUGCAUUAGCUUCAGAUUUUUCAGAAGAUACACUGCAAGAAAAAAUCGAAGAAAUGGCCGAGCAGGAGCGCUUUCUGCUGCACCAGGAGACCCUGCCUGAGCAGCUGCUCGCAGAGAAGCAGCUCAGUCUCAGCGCAAUGCCGGUCCUGACUGCACCGCAACUCAUCCACCUAUACAUCUGUGAAGAGAACAGAAGAGCUAAUGAAUAUGAUUUUAAGAAAGCUUUGGACUUGCUGGAGUAUAUUGAUGAGGAGGAAGAUGUAAAUAUAAAUGAUCUGAAACUGGAAAUCCUUUGCAAAGCUCUUCAGAGAGAUAACUGGUCCAGUUCCGACGGUAAAGAUGAUCCGAUCGAAGUGUCUAAAGACAGUAUAUUUGUGAAAAUCUUACAGAAACUUUUAAAAGAUGGCAUCCAGCUCAGCGACUACCUGCCCGAGGUGAAGGACCUGCUACAAGCAGAGCAGCUGGGAAGCCUAAAGUCCAACCCUUACUUCGAGUUUGUUUUGAAAGCAAAUUAUGAAUAUUAUGUCCAGGGACAAGGGUGACUUUUUCUCGAAAUGGUCAUUGUUGCUGGAAAUUCGUAUAUACUGUUAUAAAAAUGUUAGGCCUUAAACACGUAGCAGUUUGUACAGUUUUAUAAUGUGUUUUGCUGGUUUUUUUGUACUUUAUUUGGAAGCUACUGUGAAACAGCCAUGUGACUACAGUUUUGGUCUUUAGUUACAUUAAAUUUUCUCUCCUGUUUUUCAUCUGAAACUUAUCAUUUGCCAUUCCCGGGCUCAACACCCACUCUGUGUCAUCUCCCCGCACCCCGGGCUCUGGAGCUGCCGGGGUUGCACUGGAUUGUCCCCGAGACGGUGGGUGACUCGGCACACUGCGCCUUGAGGGGGGCCUGUGGUCUCUGGUGUCUGUCUGGCCGCGGGCCAGUGUGAGACACCUGGUAGGACAAAGGUCGGGUCUCGCUGACUUACACGUACAGUGUCGUCGGAGGAAGCGACCAGAGCGGGCCUGGCUCUGUGAGCGGGGCGACGGAUUGACUCCUCGGGAGAAGUUUCCUCUGCCUAAAGAAGAGUAGUAAUGAAAGUCUUGGACUGAAUAAAACAUUUGUGCGGCUUUCUUUUUUUAUAAUUUAAAAAAAUUGGUUGGGUGUUUUUGUUUUGGGGUUUGUUUUUUUUUUGAGAGAAACAUCAACGUGUUGUUCCACCUAUUUAUGCAUUCAUUGGUUGCUUCCUGUAUGUACCCUGACCAGGAAUCGAACCCACAACCUUGGUGUAUAGAGACAACGCUCUAACCAAAAGAAGUACCCUGUCAGGGCCUGUGUGACUUUCUGUAUACUGCUGGCAUUCGUUACAAUCUUCCAACACAGGAGUUCAGUCAGCUUCGUGUAUUUCUGAAAUGAUUUACAGCUUUGGAUCCCAGCUUUCCCACAGUCUGCCUAGCUGCUAUGAAGCAUGUGUGAUGCCAGAACCUAUUACAGAUUUUCUUAAUGUGGCAGCCGACCGACCUGGAAAGCAGUGGUUCUCAAGCCUCUUGCUCUUGACCUCGGUGGUCCCUCAGUUUCUCUCCGGCCUUAAAUAAAGACCAGAGAUGGGCAGGCAGAGGCCGGCAUAUUCACUCUUCUGCCAGGUUACAGGGGCACUGAAGGGUUUGCACCGAGAACGGGAAGGUCAGAAGCCAGACGUGACAACGAGAGUCCAGGUCCUGGUGCCACAGCGUACGGCCAUAUUCAAGACGCCGUUGUUCGUGGUUGCAUGACACCUGCUGCAUGGCCGUAGCAGUACUGAGCAGUUCCCUCCCUCUCUCUCAGUCUUAACACAGUUGGGUUAACCCUGGCUGGCGUAGCUCAGUGGAUUGAGCGCAGGCUGCGAACCAAAGUGUCGCAGGUUCGAUUCCCAGUCAGGGCA